Messenger RNA from Microdochium trichocladiopsis, 951 nucleotides. RefSeq names its product meiotic recombination protein DMC1. The transcript has a single exon. NCBI's taxonomy places the organism in Eukaryota, Fungi, Ascomycota, Sordariomycetes, Xylariales, Microdochiaceae. Gene Ontology annotation, biological process: ribosomal small subunit assembly; rRNA processing. The coding region runs from base 1 to 951 and encodes 316 amino acids. Gene Ontology annotation, cellular component: CURI complex; UTP-C complex. The record is from RefSeq and is a predicted model, not a curated record.
AUGGCAGACAAGUCCUCCGAGGACGGGUUCUCCGUCCUGCCAGUCGCCAUGCCACCACUGCCAGCAUUCCCAGUCCAAACCACACACCAUGUGUACCUCAGACGAAACACGCCAAAGAUACCCAGCCCCGACGACUCGCGCAGCCUGUUCCUCGCCAACGUGCCCGUGGACAGCACCGAGGCGCACUUCCGAGCCCUCUUCGCCAGCCUCGUCGGCGCGGGCCGCUUCGAGGGUGUCACUUUCGAGCGCGACCGUGCGACGCAACACAGCACGACAUCGCAUGAGCCCGCGCAGGCUGCGCGAAUCGCCGCACACCUUCAGAAAAAGCGCAAGCGGGAGGACGAGGAGCGGCAGAACCUCCGGGACGCGAUGGCCGCCGAGCUGCCAGAGACCUGGGCGCGGCCACUGCACCGGAGCGGGAGCACGGCAGUAGCGCUGCUCGUGGACGAGAAGAGCGUCGAGGCCGUGCUCAAAGCCAUCAGGAAGCUGAACAAGGCCAAGAAGUACCCCCUUUGGGGUGAAGGGGUAAAAGCGGACAAGGUCGCGCCGCUGGGCUCGCAGUGGCUCAAGGCACACAACAAGCUGUCGUAUCCCGGAACGGAGGCGGUGCAGGCCGCCGUGGACGCGUACUUCACGCUGUUCAACCGCCGCGAGGCCGAAGCUGAACAGCUGGCCAAGAGGCUACGCAAUGAGCCAGACGAGGACGGCUUCGUGACAGUGACGCGGGGCGGUCGCAACGCCCCGGCGAGGAUGGAUGAGGCCGAGGAAGCUAAGAAGCGGAUGCUCGAGAGGGCGCAAAAGAAGAAGGACGAGACGCAGGACUUCUACCGCUUCCAAAUGCGUGAGCGCAGAAAGGCGGAGCAGGCUGACCUGCUCAGGAGGUUCGCCGACGACAAAAGGAAGGUCGAAGCCAUGCGGGAAAAGAGAGGAAAGUUCAAGCCCGAGACGUGA